AUGAACGUCGCCGAGCGGAUAGACAUGGAGCACCCAAGCUCGCUGGCGGCAGUGCUCGUUUCCAUAGCCCACGGGUCGCUGUAUGUGUUCUGCAUCUACAUGGUAUCGGCGCUGUUUGCGGCGCCGGGCGUUUCCAUCCACGACCGCGACCAUCCGCGCAUCAUCCGCCUGCGCAUUUGUGGCGCAACCCUGGCCACAGUUCUCUCUCUCGUGUUGACGGCAUUCCUGCUCUCUGUAUGGCAGCAGCCGACCAAGGAGGGCCAGGCGCAGUGGAAUGCCGUGGAAUUGCUAGGCCUGAGUAUCCGUGAUGCAGGUGCAUCCGUAGUCGUGGCACUAGUACUGACCACAGCGCUGUACCUGGGACCGCUGGUCCUAGAUAAGCUUGAUGGGGCGUUCAGGAGCGAGAGCUUGAAGCGCAUCCCAGAAGCCAUGCGCCAGCCAUCCAGUAUCCGCAACUACAUCGUGGGUCCUAUUACCGAGGAGCUGGUUUUCCGGUCUGCGGUGCUGGCGCUGUGGACGGCGGCCGACAUAGACACAAACAGGCGUGUGUUUCUGUCGCCGCUGAUCUUCGGCGUCGCCCAUGUCCACCACGCAAUCACCAGCUACCGCAGCGGCUCGCCCCUGUCAGCCGUUGCCCUGUCGACGUGCUUCCAGUUCGCUUACACGACGCUGUUUGGCUGGUACGCCGUGUUUCUGUAUGUGCGCUCCAAAAGCGUGGUGGGGCCAAUUGUAGCGCACAGCUUUUGCAAUAUCCAGGGCCUGCCCGAUGAGCUGUAG
Messenger RNA from Linderina pennispora, 777 nucleotides. RefSeq lists its product as uncharacterized. Gene Ontology annotation, cellular component: endoplasmic reticulum membrane. Gene Ontology annotation, molecular function: metalloendopeptidase activity. Gene Ontology annotation, biological process: CAAX-box protein processing. The transcript has 2 exons. NCBI's taxonomy places the organism in Eukaryota, Fungi, Kickxellomycota, Kickxellomycetes, Kickxellales, Kickxellaceae. The coding region runs from base 1 to 777 and encodes 258 amino acids. The record is from RefSeq and is a predicted model, not a curated record.